Messenger RNA from Wasmannia auropunctata (little fire ant), 2446 nucleotides. Its product is annotated as peroxidasin-like protein. Gene Ontology annotation, molecular function: peroxidase activity; heme binding. The record is from RefSeq and is a predicted model, not a curated record. The coding region runs from base 158 to 2263 and encodes 701 amino acids. Gene Ontology annotation, biological process: response to oxidative stress. NCBI's taxonomy places the organism in Eukaryota, Metazoa, Arthropoda, Insecta, Hymenoptera, Formicidae. The transcript has 8 exons.
AGUUCAGGUUUACCGCUGCGCGUUCUCGCGCACAACGCUCUCGCGCGUGCGGUUCUUGUGAAACCAUUCGAGGCAGAUGAAUGCCACCGCGUAUUAACUAUCCUUCCCGGAGUGAUCCCUACGUUACGAGGAUAUCGCGCGUAUUAUCCUCAGAAAGAUGUUGAUCCCUACUAAAAACGUCGUCGGCAGCAUGCACGUCUUCGUAUCGCGAUUCCUCGCUCUAGUGGCACUCGUCGGAGCUACGACCUUGCCGCCCAGGAUGCUGCACGAUCUGGAUAAGCGCACGAAUCUCUCUAUGGAGAGGUACGGUCAGGCGGAACGGGUGAUAAUGAACUCCCGGACGCACCUCAAUCGAGGCUCGCCGUCCUGGUUUCUCGGCGCGUCCCACGAGAUGACCGACGGCGCGCAAAAUCUCUCGAGAAGGGCCCUGCGAAUCGAGACAAUGGCGUUGAUGCUCGUGGAGGCGCUCAAUAUGUCGUCGAGACAGGCGUCCCUAGUACUGCCGACGGUGGCCGCCGUCCUUUGCCCGGACUCGCCUAGCUUUCUACGAAUAAUAUCCGAAUGCAAGAAGACAGACGUCCGUUAUAGGACGCAUACGGGUCGAUGCAACAAUCCGUUGCACCCGACUUGGGGCGCAGCAUUGGAGGCGUACGUGAGAUUCUUGCCGCCGGAGUACGAGGACGGUGUCUCCUUGCCCCGUACGAAAUUGCCGAGCGCGCGAGAGGUCUCCUCGAAGGUGCACGCCGGCGGAUUGGACGUUAAGCAUCCUUAUUUGAUGGCGCUUACGGCGCUUUUCAGUCAAUUUCUUGCUCACGAUUUGGCGCACACGCCUAGGAUGGAAUUACCGGACGGCGCCAGGCUCAAGUGUUGCGACGUUGACUACGAAAAUUUUCAUCCGGAGUGCUUCCCGAUCGGCGCGGAGCAGCCAAUCGGAUGUAUGGAAUACUCGAGAUCGGCACCGCAUCCAGGGAAUUCGUUACAGGGUUGCAAGUUGGGUCCGCGACAACAGAUCAAUCAGGCGUCCUCCUACUUGGAUCUGUCACCCCUCUACGGCAGUUCCGAGGAGACAGCUAGAGCCCUACGAUCGGACGAAGACGGUUUGCUAAAUACGCAGAGAAAGAACCUGCCGAUGGCUUCGACGAAAUACGAGAGUUGUAGAAGCGCAAACAAAGCGUUCCCGUGUUUCUUUAGCGGUGACUCCAGAGUAAACGAGAAUCCGGGUCUUACUUUGAUGCACGUGCUAUUCUUGCGGGAGCACAACCGAGUGGCCGAGGAAUUGAAACGUACGAAUCCUCAUUGGGACGACGAGAGACUGUAUCAAGAAGCAAGGAGGAUCGUUAUCGCCGAAAUGCAACAUAUAACGUACAACGAGUUCCUGCCUGUUGUUCUCGGGGAGCGCGCCCUCGACAAAUACGGCUUGCGCUUGACACAGCGGGGCUACUUCCGCGGCUACAAUAUUCGCGCGGACGCGACUCUCUCGAAUUCGGCGGCGUCGGCCGGGCUAUUCUUCGUCGCCGCGCUGACCCCGAAAACCCUGGACUUGGUCGACUCACGAUCGGCGCACAAGUCUGGCGAAAGGACCUUAUUGUCGGCCUUCUAUGCGCCGCAGGAGUUGUACGAGGCUGGCGCGAUCGACCGACUGAUCGUCGGAGCUACAGCGGGACAUUCUAGGAAGCCUCUGCCUCCGGGUUUAAACGAAAUACUCCUGGACCGAUACUUCCACGACGGGAAGACCAGAGACGUAGCCGUAGAUUACGCCGCACAGAUUAUACAACAGGGGAGAGAUCACGGCUUGCCGCCGUAUGUCAAAUGGCGAAGCUUCUGCGAUUUGCCGGAUAUCACUGACUUUCAGGAUCUUAGAGACACAGUGACCAAAGCUACUAUCGAGAGACUUCGAGCAGUCUACAAAAAUGUAGGAGACAUAGAUCUGGUAACUGGAGCACUUUCGGAAGCGCCGAUAUCUGAUUCUGUUCUUGGACCAACGUUCCUCUGCUUAUUAGGGCGAACGUUUCGAAAUAUUCGUUUAGGUGAUAAGUAUUGGUACGAAAAUGGAAAUACCCCUGGUUCAUUUACGUUAGAGCAGUUAGAGGAAAUACGAAAAAGUACAAUGGCGCAAAUUUUAUGUCGCAAUGGAGAUAGACUACAGUGGAUGCAACCGAGAGCUUUCAUUCUAAAAGACCCAUUUCUAAAUGACAUGACAAAUUGUACGAUUCACAUGAAAGGAGCCAUGGAUUUUGCAGCUUGGAAAGAAAGGACAAUUUAAUCUAAAUUUCAUAUUCGAUCGUCGAAUUUUAAUAUUGCUCAUAUUAAAUAAUAUUGUUCCUGAUUACAUUAGAAAUCGUAUGAAACCAGCGAUACUUUAAAUGUUAUUUUUAUAUUAUAAUUUGAAAGUUCUGUUACUAAAAAAUAGGUGAUUAGAAAUUUAAAUUCUCAAUUUAAUUUAAAA